AUGAGUGGGAAUCCUAAGACCGAUGGAGACAGAUUAAGUUUCAUUCCAGAACCGACCGUCGCGGAAACCUAUGAAAUGAUACCACACAAUUCAAAGAGUAAAGAAUCAAGUUCGAAAUAUGACCAGUUAUUUCCUGAGAUUGAGGAGGUCUUGGGUCCGAGUCCGACCUUCAGACCUUGUACCCUCGUCUGGAGGGACCUCACAGUCCACACCAAGCUAAAGGAUGGAAAACUGAAGAGGCUUGUCAACAAUGUCAGUGGGAUCGCAAAACCGGGCACAAUGACUGCGUUAAUGGGACCGAGUGGAGCUGGCAAAACCACAUUGAUGUCGGCGCUAGCACACCGAAGUCCGGUGGGUACGGUAGUCGAUGGUGAUGUCGCCAUGAAUGGGACGCCACUGGGAGAGUUCAUGCACCAGGAAAGCGGAUACAUGCAUCAAGAUGACCUGUUUGUGGACAAUCUGACUGUUAUGGAACAUCUUACUAUCAUGGCCAGGCUCCGCAUGGACGCACGCACAUCAUCCUUGGCUCGCAAGAGACGAGUGAACCAGCUUCUGCGUCAGCUUUCACUGUACGGGUCCAGGUUCACGCUGAUUGGAGGUCUGGAUGGAAGAAAGACCUUGUCUGGUGGGGAGAGGAAGAGGCUAGCCUUCGCCACAGAACUUCUAACAGACCCUGGACUUCUCUUCUGCGAUGAACCAACGACGGGUCUGGAUUCCUCUUCAGCACACCAAAUGAUGACCCUCCUUCGAGCCAGUGCUGUCCAGGGCAAGACCGUCAUCUGUACCAUUCAUCAGCCAAAUACGGAGCUGAUGGCACAGUUUGAUAAGCUGGUCCUUCUAGCUGAAGGACGAGUGGCGUUUGCUGGUACAGCUACACAGGCCUUAGGUUUCUUUAAAAGUCUCGGCUACCAAUGCCCCCUCAUGUACAACCCUACAGACUACUUCAUCAAAGUGCUGUCUCUAACUCCUGGUUCAGAGUCAGCUUCACGCCAAGCUAUCAAAAAUGUCUGCGAUAGAUUCGCAGUCAGCGACGAAGCCAAAGAACUUGACAUGGAAAUACAAUAUGAAUUCCACAUGAUGGAUAACGAAGAUUCUACACGAUCCUUUGCUGUAGAACCUCAUGAUACCUUCGUAGCCCCAUUCUUCCUCACCAAGUUGUGGUGGUUAAUAUAUAGAUACCUACUAAUUGUAAUCAGAGAUCCCCGAGUGCAAUUCGUGAGGAUACUACAGAAAUUGGCUAUAGCCCUAACAGCAGGUAUGUGCUUCAUGGGCACUGCCCGGCUGACCCAGUCUGGUAUCCAAGAUGUCCAGGGUGCCCUCUUCAUCAUCAUAGCAGAAAAUACCUUCAGCCCCAUGUACUCAGUCCUCCACAUGUUUCCCGAAGAGUUCCCGCUACUCAACAGGGAGCUGAAGGCUGGAUUGUACUCAGCGCCUGUUUAUUAUACUGCGAGGAUGGUGGCAUUGUUGCCAGGCUUGCUGGUAGAACCGACCCUGUUCACGCUGGUGGUGUACUGGAUUGCAGGACUACGGGGAUCCCUGUACGCGUUCAGCUUCACCGUCUUCUUGGCGAUACUAGUGCUGAAUGUGGCCAUCGCUUGCGAGUAG
Messenger RNA from Spodoptera littoralis (African cotton leafworm), 1605 nucleotides. NCBI's taxonomy places the organism in Eukaryota, Metazoa, Arthropoda, Insecta, Lepidoptera, Noctuidae. The record is from the annotation of a GenBank genome assembly.